Molecule: messenger RNA, 2803 nt
Organism: Oncorhynchus tshawytscha (Chinook salmon)
Lineage: Eukaryota; Metazoa; Chordata; Actinopteri; Salmoniformes; Salmonidae
Product: probable G-protein coupled receptor
Exons: 4
Coding region: 553-1866 (437 amino acids)
Biological process (GO): G protein-coupled receptor signaling pathway
Cellular component (GO): endosome; signaling receptor complex; plasma membrane
Molecular function (GO): G protein-coupled receptor activity
Source: RefSeq, a predicted model, not a curated record
UCGACAUCUAUCAGUCUAUCACUACUCUCCUCUGACACCUUCACCGGUACUACCCAGAAGUCCUUCCCACAGGACAUCCAUCCAUCAGGGAUACUUAUCAACCCAAGGACCAAGACUGCCAGGAACCAGGGUAUUAUAGAAGGAGCAGCCAGCCUUAGUGAGUUGUCCCUGGGGGGGUCAACUCGAGAGGUUGAUGGGUACUAAGAAAAGUCUGUAGGGUUAGGUACAGAUGCACCUGUUUUACUGUCUGUUGGAGCCGACCCAGACACCAGAGCCUCACAGCUGGCCUGGGUACAUACUGUAAUAUAGUUCCACUUGGACAGAAAACACCAGCACCUUCUGAGGUAGUUGUACCCUUUUAACUCAAAUGAAGUGAAAGUGUGACAGGAGGAUUUUAUAAAGGAUUUAUGAUACACACAAUUCAUGUCAGGGAAAAGUAGUAUCUGUUUGACUCCUGAGCAGAAUGAAUCACCUGGCCCACCACAGUGAAAGAUGGGGUCUAGGCCUAAUGGAACGCUCAUGAUGUCUCUUCUGAAACUCUCAUUGUGAACUAUGGAACACUCUGGUUCACCUCUGACCCCCAACCUCAGUGAUACUACAGCCAAUGACAGCCUGCGGUGGGGGCUGGGGUCGCCCUUCGUCUCGGCCCCUAGCAAACAGCUGGGCACCUUGCCCAACGCCCAGACCCACUUCAAGGACCUGUCAGGGAUAUUGUUCAUGGUGACCUUGAACGUGGUGGCCCUUCUGGCUAACACAGCCGUGCUGGUGGUGGUGGUCAAGGCCCCGCACCUCAGGAAGUUUGUCUUUGUAUGCCACCUGUGUGCGGUGGACCUGCUAUGUGCCGUACUGCUCAUGCCCCUGGGCAUUGUGUCCAAUUCGCCGUACUUCGCCAGUGUGGUGUUCACAGUACUGGAGUGCCAGGUAUACGUCUUCCUCAACGUGUUCCUCAUCGCAGCCUCCAUCUUCACCAUCACGGCCAUCAGCGUGGAGCGUUACUACUACAUUGUCCACCCCAUGCGCUAUGAGGUGAAGAUGACCCUGAAGCUGGCCACAGUCGUCAUGGUCCUGGUCUGGGUAGCCUCAGGCCUGCUGGGGCUGGCCACUGUGUUCGGCUGGCCCAGCUACAGCAGCCUGAGCUCCAUCAGUGCCGCCCACUGCUCCCUGCACUGGAGCCACAGCAGCCACCGCCGGGCCUUCUCUAUCCUCUUCACAGUGGCCUGUUUCUGCCUGCCUGCUGCGGUCAUCUUCGCUGUGUACAGUAACGUCUAUAAAGUGGCCCGCAUGGCGGCUAGACAGCAUGGACCAUUACCAUCCUGGACGGCCAGUCAUCCUAAACACCGCUCUGACUCCAUCAACAGCCAGACCACAAUCAUCACCACCCGCAGUGCCCCCAGGAGGCUGCACCACCACAGGCCCUUCGGUGGGUGCAAGGCCGCCCUCACCCUGGUGGUCAUUGUGGGCCAGUUCCUGCUCUGCUGGCUGCCUUACUUCUCCUUCCACCUGCACCUGACUAUCAACAACCAGCCCAAGAUCCCCGCCGACCUAGAGAAGGCCGUCACCUGGCUGGCGUACUCCUCCUUCACCGUCAACCCUUUCUUUUACGGGCUGCUGAACCGCCAGAUCAGGGAGGAGCUGUGUAAGCUGCGGCGCUGCUACUCUGUCCGGCCCGUCGAGCUGGCCAUAUCCAGCAGCCACGAGGGCUCGGCCCACGAGAACUUCCUGCAGUUCCUCCAGAGAACCAGCUGUACGGUGGAGACCAGAGCCAGCUUUACCUGCACAUCCAGCCCCAGGAACACCCUGGACCAAACUGGGCAGCAGACGGCUGGCUUCAGGAUACCUGGGCAGAUACCUGAGGAUUUCAGUUAAAACGCCCCUGAUUUAUUAACCUGGUCCCCACUUAUAUACUGUCACUGUAUUGACACUGGUACCUGUCUGCUGUUAUUGGCAGAAGAGUUACGUUAAAACUGUUAAGCCUGGACAAGACUGGGCAGAUUUCUGGGUUGAAGAUACCAUGGCAGAUGCCUAAGGACUUCAGUAACAAUACUCGUAGAUACUAUACGCAUGUCAUGCCACUGGCAUCUACUGUAGUUGACUGCUGUAACAGUGUGGCAACAGUACUACCAGCUACACACUGCCCUGGAUUUAAAACACACAUAGACAGCACUUGGAAGGGACAACAAAUAGAGUGUUUUUCUUUUGAUAUUUCUAGUUUGUUAAUUAGAUUGAGUUUAUUCUGCAUCCAGAGGUGAGUCCAGAAUCCAGCAUAUAACUGAAGUGCAUUAUGUGCUGAAAAAUACAAUUUUCUCAAUUAUGAAUUGUUAUUUCUAGCUACAACUACCACUAAUAGAGAGAUUAAUUCAGCUACCUACCACCAACCAUUCCAAUCACCUAUAUUUGUACAUAUUCUACUACCACUUCUACUACACAUACCACCAGUACACAUUUUGAGUUGAAAGACAAUACAAAUUGUAUUUCCUCUGUAUCAAAUGUUCACUGUCUAUUUAUUAUUAAUUCCAUGUUCAAUGCAGGGAGCAUUCAACAUUUUAAGUGUAACAGUUGAGUUAUUUCUUUUACACAAAAUCAAACUUGAUACUUUUACUAUUUGGUUCUCAAUUGAGGUUUAAUUGCAAUAUACUUAACUAUAUACAGUAUGUUUCUUACAAAGCAAUGCGUUAUUGUCCGUUAUCAUAAAUGGAAGCACAUUGCAUUCAAUAGGCUACCUUUUUACAGGUGAUGGCAGAGACUACACUCUCAAAGGGGACUUCUUUCUAUAUGGGCAAGUUGAUUUUGCUUUAACUGUACA